AUGUUACAUGUUCCCUUAAGCCGCCAUUUCAUUCGUCGACUUUUGUGUUCUGUGAAUUGUCGGUUCGCGGGCUAUAAGUCAUCUCUCAAUAACCCCGUUUUUCCGUUCGCGAUUUCUUUAUCUUUACAACAACGGUCUCGGCCCUUGCUCCCCUUCAACAAGAGUGAAUUUAACGAGCAAUUUAUUCUUCAUGAUGGGCCUCCGUACGCGAACGGUGAAAUUCACUUUGGACAUGCCCUUAACAAAAUUCUAAAAGAUAUAACAGUCCGUUUUGAAAAGUUACGUGGCAAAGACUGUUCUUUCAUUCCCGGCUGGGAUUGUCAUGGCCUACCGAUUGAACUUUCUGCUAUGGGCGCAAAUUUAUCCCUUCCACCUAACCAGAUUCGAUCUGCAUGGCUACAUUGUUCGAGAACCGAAACCGGUUUACUGGUCUUCCCGAACAAACUUACAUCAGCUGUUCUUCAGGACUGCGCCUAUACACAUCCCAUUCGUAGUUCUUCCGGCCCAUAUUUCCUUAGGGCUGCUGACUUUGUGGUCAAUAAGGGGACGGGUUUUGUUCAUGUGGCACCAGCCCACGGUCGCGACGAUUUUGAAUUUGCCAAGCGUCACAACCUACCCCUUAAAAACUAUGCCGAUGAAGAGGCGCGCUUUACUGAGGAUGCGGGUCAAGAGUUGGCCGGCUUAUCCGUUCAAUCAGAGGGGACUUCUGCCGUCAUAAAGCUGUUGGGCGAACACGUUCUAAGCGCUGAAAAGAUGCGGCACAGCUUUCCGUACGAAUGGCGUACAAAUAAACCCGUUAUUACACGCCUGUCGGAGCAGUGGUUUAUCGACACGGACAAGCUGUGCGAACCGGCCAAAUUUAUGAGGAGCGUAGCUGAACGCGUCUCCACUGAGGGUAGCGAGUUCUGGUGGUCAGAACCUAUAGAUAAGAUUGUGCCAAAAUCGUUCUUGGACAAGUGGUCAUUGUCUUCGCAAGAGGUUACCAAGGGCACUGACAUAUUUGAUGUAUGGUUUGAGAGUGGCCUCUCCUGGAGGGCUGUCCUACCAAAUGACCGUGCCGCCGACGUUUAUCUUGAAGGCUAUGAUCAGUUUCGGGGUUGGUUUUCGUCGUCAUUGCUUCUGAGUGUCGCCCUUACUGGUCGGGCACCUUUCAAAGAGACAAGAGAUAGUCAGACGGAAUCUGCGCCACCCGUUGUAGUACAUCUGAAGCACUUUCAGUUAACUCAGAGCGCCAAAGGCGUUUAUCAGUUUCCCAUCUAA
Molecule: messenger RNA, 1260 nt
Organism: Dibothriocephalus latus
Lineage: Eukaryota; Metazoa; Platyhelminthes; Cestoda; Diphyllobothriidea; Diphyllobothriidae
Source: the annotation of a GenBank genome assembly